This is a messenger RNA of Arctia plantaginis, 996 nucleotides long. The record is from the annotation of a GenBank genome assembly. Lineage: Eukaryota; Metazoa; Arthropoda; Insecta; Lepidoptera; Erebidae.
AUGAGCAGCUCCUCGGAAGAGGGGGGGCGCCCCCCCCCUCGGCCGAUGGACCCAUUCAGGCCUCGGGGAUCCCUGCGGAGGACCCCACCAACGGAGCCGCGCGCGGCCCGGGAUGUUGUCAUGAGGACGCCGCCUGAGGUCCUGGAGCUGGCGCAGGCGGCCUUCGACUCUGUCCUCGCUGCGGCAUCGCCAAGGAGUAUCCCGGCAUAUCCCCCCACCCCGACGUUCUCUCCCGCACCCUUGCAGGAUCCUGAGCCCUUGGCGCCAGAACGCCAACGCCCAGGCGCCGCAAAGCGCAUUCUCUCGCCGGACGCACAGGCUGAGACGGACCCCAAGCGCCGCACUGCCCGCGAUCUGUCGGUGGCCAGUGGCCAAACUGAACAUCUUGCACCUCCCAUAGUGCACACCCCGGCCACAGAAUACGGGUCGCCCUUCUCGUCGGGCGACGACGAAUUCCUGCUAGGGGACGAGGACUUGGCCAGAGCGUCGGCGAGACAACUUCUCGCCAAGGCCAGCGCGGCGUGCCGCAGUAUAUCGGCGGUAGCGGGCGGGCAGGCAUCCCGCCUCAAUAAGGCGGAUCUAGCGUCCAUAAGCGGACAGCUCAGGGUCAUCAUGGAGAUUGUGGGGCACUGCUGCGUCACCGUGGAGGGACAAAAAAGUGCGGUUACAGAGAUGCAGAAGCACCACAACAUGCUGGAUGAGGCCCGCGCACGAGAGGCCGAACGUGCCUCGAGGGCGGAAGCCGAGGCCGAGCGGGCAAAACUGGAAGCAGCGGCAGCCUCCACCACGAUCGGUGCUACUAGCGACGGCUGGCAGACCGUGAAUUAUGCGAGGGCCUUGAAACGGGCCCCAAAAGCAGCACCCUUAAGAAUUCCCCCCCCUCCCGCUGCGACCCUGGCGAUAUACCCGGCGGAAGGAAGUGAUUUGAAAACAGCGGAACAGACCAAAAUGGUCCUGAAAAAAUCAGUCGAGCCGGGACAGCUGGGAGCCCAAAUA